AUGAAAGUUGAACUGCAAGAUGGUGCACCUCCUGGAACAGCUUUUGCAUGUCAUCCUACUGGUUGGAUGCAAAUGGAAUUAUUCACCUCAUGGUUUGACCACUUCUUAAAAUUUUCAAAGCCAACAAAAGACGACCCGAUUCUUCUGAUACUAGACGGUCAUGCAACUCGCACGAACAACUUAGAUUCCAUCGAAAAAGUCAGAGACAAUUAUGUCACUGUUUUGUGCAUUCCCCCCCAAUGCUGUCAAAAAAUGCAGCCACUUGACGUUGCGUUUAUGGCACCUUUCAAUACGUAUUUUAUACAAAGUAUUGAAAAGUUCUUAAGAAAUAAUCCAGGACGGACAGUGGCCCAAUUCCAGGUUUCCCGGCUACUCGGUGAAGCGUUUUUGAAGGCAGUUACACCAGUUAUCGCCAUAAAAGGCUUUAGAAAGUGUGGAAUCGUCCCAAUCGACAGAAAUGUGCUUACAGAACUGGAUUAUGCAGCUGCUGAAACAACAGAAAUAACUCUACAAGAAGACCCUGCGCCAGGAGAAGAGAACAACAUCAUACAAGUUUGUGCAUCUUCAUCUCAGACUGUCAACAACAGUAACUCAACAGAACUCAUUGGUGGUUCUGAAAACCCCAAUACCGCCUUCAUAAUGGUAUCCCUACCUUCUGUUGAUCAUCCAAUCAGCUCUAACAGUGGACUUCCUUCUGCCACAUUUGAUCCGUCUAUUCCCAGCACUUCAUCAGCUGGUUCCCUAGAAACAACUUCAAAUUUGAACAGUCCACCAAACAAGAAGUCCACUUCAUUUGCUGUAAGUCCACGUGAAAUUGUUCCUGUACCCAAGGUCAAUAGGAUUAUCAAAAGAGAAACUAAGCGGAAGAAAGGAGCAGCAACAGUUCUAACAUCCAGUCCAUAUAAGGCCACUCUUAUGGCAAUUGGGAAAGAAAAAGAAGAUAAAGAGAAUACGAAACAACGUAGACUAGAAACAAAAAAAGAAAGGGAAAUCGAAAGAAAACAGCAGGCUCCUAAGAAAAGGGUGGCUAAAAUUGAAAAUAAAGGAAAACGCGCAUUAUUUAAGAAAAAGAAUGACGAUCUCUUUAAUGAUGAUGAUGAAGGCAACGUCAGCGACGUCGAUUGUUUAUUCUGUGGUGAUUGUUACUCGAAAUCCAAGGACAACGAAGGCUGGAUUAGAUGUUCUGGGUGCCUCAAAUGGGCUCACGAAGCCUGCACAGGAGCCGAAGAGAAGGACGAUGAGUUUAUUUGUGAUUUAUGUAAAUACCAGUGA
Messenger RNA from Leptinotarsa decemlineata (Colorado potato beetle), 1272 nucleotides. RefSeq lists its product as uncharacterized. The record is from RefSeq and is a predicted model, not a curated record. Lineage: Eukaryota; Metazoa; Arthropoda; Insecta; Coleoptera; Chrysomelidae.